This is a messenger RNA of Annulohypoxylon maeteangense, 1186 nucleotides long. RefSeq names its product iron-binding protein iscA. Lineage: Eukaryota; Fungi; Ascomycota; Sordariomycetes; Xylariales; Hypoxylaceae. Gene Ontology annotation, cellular component: cytoplasm; mitochondrion. The transcript has 2 exons. Gene Ontology annotation, molecular function: 2 iron, 2 sulfur cluster binding. The coding region runs from base 223 to 996 and encodes 257 amino acids. The record is from RefSeq and is a predicted model, not a curated record. Gene Ontology annotation, biological process: iron-sulfur cluster assembly.
GUUUUGCCAUCCAUUGCGAUUAACAAUCAACAACUGCCUAGUAACUAAUACUAAUCCAAGUCGUCUAUACCUACAAAUGAACAAGCCACCUGGGCAAUUCACAAACAGCUCACGUCCAUUACCAUUCCUAGAUGCCGGUAAUUAUUCUAUAACUUAACUGGGGUAUAUAUCUGCCACAAACGCGCAACCUCUUGUACUUAAUUGUCGUACUCUACCGUGCACAUGAGUUCGCCGCGCAUAGCUCUUUCACGAGCUUCGACAGGCGUGUUGGGUCGCCUCAUUACCACUUCUGCCCCCAGGACACGACCAUGCGAGAAUCUCCUGCGACAGUUCUCUCACUACCAGCCUUGGUAUAGCCCUUCAGAUAAACUCCAAGCCACGCCUUCCUACCAACCCUAUCCUCUGAAUCCAAACCGGAACCUGCCUUCUCAGCCACGCAAUGACCCUAUACCAGAGACUUCCAUCGCCAGUCCGAUACCAAAGGUUCAUGAGACACGACCACCAGCUCCGGCUCCGACUCCGACUCUAGCGCACCGAGAUACAACUAUAGCUACUACAGCCACGACGGAUACUACGACUGUAGCUUCGCAGCCCCGCUCCUCCGUGACGGAACAAGAGACCCAGAAGGCAAAGCCAAAGUCGACCCCUCCAAAACGCAAGUUAAGGCCACGCAAAGCCGCAUUGAAGCUCACUCCGUCAGCCGUGGAGCAACUGCGCGUCUUGCUGGACAACCCGGAGCCGAAGCUAAUCAAAGUAGGCGUGCGCAACAGAGGGUGCAGCGGCUUAUCCUAUCAUUUUGAUUAUGUCGAUGAGCCCGGAGCUUUUGAUGAAGAAGUGGAACAAGAUGGGGUAAAGGUCUUAAUUGAUAGCAAGGCGCUAUUUAGCAUAAUAGGAAGUGAAAUGGAUUGGGUUGAGGAUAAGCUAAACCAGCGCUUCAUUUUCCGCAACCCGAACAUAAAGGAGGAGUGUGGCUGUGGCGAGUCCUUCAUGGUGUAGUAGCGCGCAGCAAACGAUGACGAAUCGAGAUACCACUCACAUGCAUCAGUCGGCGUUGCUCUGCUUAUAUUUAGACCAGUCAUACAGUUAUUAUACAGUUAUCAUACACUUGGUUGUUGUGUAUCGACCCUGUCUACUCGACUCCAUCCUCGACUCCAAAAUUCCAUGGUAAACCAAUACGAAGAAGAGU